AUGGCUCACAUUGCCAAGUGCCUCGUCGAUAUCGACACCACCUAUAUAACCAACAAGAUCUCGCAACUACCUAAUGACUCGAAAACAUCACUACAUUCCCAGUCUGAGAAGCCGUUUACUUGGAGAAUGCAACAACCAGACUCUUCCAAGAAGUACCAGCUUUUCCCCAAGGAGAAGCGACUGCCAGUCCUCAACAGCAACAAAGGAGCAGACUCGGAGAAAGCUACUAUGACACCUGCAGCGGCAUUAGAAGAGAAGGCGGACAGUCAGCCACUACUCAAUGGCUUGAAGAAGCGGCUCAACCAGCAUAGUCUGGCACGACGACGCAAGAUCAGUGUGCCUGAAGUCGGACCCAUGACAACGGUUCAAGAGCUCUCCAUGGACUCUCCAACAAUCCCUGGCCGUCCUCCCUUUCACGAGCGUUCUAUCAGCGCACCUGGUAACUCUUGCAGAGACUACAACUUCACAGACACGUUUCUCUUUGCUUCGAGCGACGAUGAGGGCCCCGAUCCUCACUUUUCGAAGAAAGAACGAAGCGAGUCGAAAUCGAGAGACCACACUCCCACUUCACCAAGACACCUGGCUCCCCUGGUUAUCCCUAGACAUGGAGGACAAUCGCCUCUGCUCCGCCGGCAACAGUCUCUCAACUGCUUUCCUAUGAACAACGAACCUGUCAAACAGGGCCGCAGCAAUGGAUCAUCGCCCCAAAGCCGUUACGGUUUCACUCCAACCUCGUCUAUGCCUGAUCUUACAACACCCAGGUCAGCAACCACAGGCUCUAUGACUCCCACUCCAGUCUCUGCACCGAUCAUGGAGUCUCGAACCGAAUCUCCGCAGCUUCCUGACGGACGUUACACACCUCCCAUUGCUGCCACCGAGAAUGUUCGUGGAGGACAUCGAAGGGGUGGCUCUGAGUCGUCAGUCAUGAUGGACAGAGGUCGCCCUCGAAAGAGACGUGACCAGCGUUCUACCAACGGACCCAUCAUUCAGAGAGCUGAGUCGAAGAGAAGCCAGAGCACAGAGAAGGCAGCCUUCGAGAAGCUCCCUGUUGGUGUAAAGCACACAGACGCCAUGGAGAAGUUCCAACAGUCUGAGCUCACUAUGCUUCAGAAACAAGCAUAUGAGCAAGUGGGUCGGUUCGAGGUUCUGAAGGCUGAAGACGUCGAGGCAUUAUCCAAGGAGCUUCGCCAUCUGGACGAGAAGACCGAAUACCUUCGUCGCACUUAUACGGCUCUACGAUCAGGUCGCAAAAACCUCCACUCACGUAUCUGCCAGUACUUGCGUUCUCCACGUGUUGCCAAGUUCAGCAACGAGUCCAUGCUGAAGCAGGAAGAGGCACUCACUGAACUGGAUGCUUCAAUCGACGAUUGGGUCAACAAGCUGGAACAGGCAGAGAACCGACGUACUCGUGUUCGACAGAAGCUCCUGGAGCAUGUUGCUGCUGCUGCUUGCCUCCCUGUCUGGGGAUCACCUGCUGCACAGGAGGCUCCAAUGACUGGGGCAUCUGCUUCUGGCUUUGGUUAUAUCUCGACACCACCUCGAAGCCCUUCGAAGGAGUCUCCUAUUUCACCUCGCAACGGUAGUAACUCACCCUCCCCUCAUCGCGUUGUGGCUCAGGUCCCCAGCACGAUCGUCGAACAGCCUGUGAUCGAAGAGGAGGCUAUGAGGGAAAGCGGUAACCAGGUCACAAGUCCUGCAGCUUUGAAGCGAAACGAGGUCGAGAGCAUUCGAAUCUAUGCUGGUGAUGAUGUCUACACUCUGCUCGCUGACGUUGAGGACGAAAUCACCAAAAUGAGCAAGCAAGCGGUGCAAGAACCUGCCCCUGCUCCCUGUGCGAAGGACACAAACCGCAUUGCAAUCCACCGUCAGAGGAGUCACGAACUCCUCAAUGGGUUGUCCAAGGAAAGCCACUCCAGCAAGAGAAGAGAUUUCUCUGAAGGCCGAGCAAUCUCUCCUCUUGCGCCUACAUCCACACAUGCAACAACCACUGCCACUCCCACAACUACCACCACCACCUCUGGGCAAAGCGAACCACCAGCAGAUGACCUUCCUCUGCUCGCAAAUGUUGUCUACCGACCCUGA
Messenger RNA from Fusarium coffeatum, 2082 nucleotides. RefSeq lists its product as uncharacterized. Lineage: Eukaryota; Fungi; Ascomycota; Sordariomycetes; Hypocreales; Nectriaceae. The transcript has 3 exons. The record is from RefSeq and is a predicted model, not a curated record. The coding region runs from base 1 to 2082 and encodes 693 amino acids.